This is a messenger RNA of Sclerotinia borealis F-4128, 1671 nucleotides long. The record is from the annotation of a GenBank genome assembly. Lineage: Eukaryota; Fungi; Ascomycota; Leotiomycetes; Helotiales; Sclerotiniaceae.
AUGAAUGGUAUGGUAGCGACUUCGAAGAUGAGUUCGAGGGGUUCGGGUUUGCGGGCUGGGGGAAUUUCUUCGGUGAUGGUAGCGGCGAGAUGGGGGAACUUGAGGGUGUCGGGUUUGCGUUCGGGUGCGGGUGCGGGUGCAAGAUGCAUAUCGACAUCUGAACUGGAUACUUCGAAAGGCGAUCGCGAAAGAAUCCUUAUUCUUGGAUCAGGUUGGUCUGGUUUCACUCUGAGCCGACAAUUGGAUCCUAAGAAAUAUCAGACGGUGGUUAUUUCUCCGAGAUCUUAUUUUGUAUUUACGCCGUUAUUGGCUAGUACUGCGGUGGGGACGCUGGAGUUUAGGAGUACGUUGGAGAGUGUAAGAGGUAGAGGAAGAUGGAGAGGAUGGGGAUUAAUUGGUGGAGGAUGGGGUGGGUGGGGAGCGAGGGGGAAUGGGGUUGAGUUUUGGCAGGGGUGGGCGGAUGAUGUGAAUUUUGAUCGGAAGACCAUUCAAGUGGAGGAAAAUGUUAUUGAGAGGCCGAAAAACGCGAGCGGGGUGGUAGAGAAGAGGGGAAAGGGAAAAGUGUUUGAGGUUGGGUAUGAUAAGUUGGUGGUUAGUGUGGGGUGUUAUAGUCAAACGUUUGGGAUUGAGGGAGUUAGGGAAAAUGCGCUGUUUUUGAAGGAUGUAGGGGAUGCGAGGAAGAUUCGGAAGAGGAUUUUAGAAUGUUUUGAAACAGCAGCAUUACCAACUAGCUCCGACGCUCUCAAAAAACAACUCUUAAAUUUCGCCAUUGUAGGCGGUGGUCCAACCGGUGUCGAAUUUGCCGCUGAGCUCUUCGAUCUCUGCCAAGAAGAUCUCUCAACUCUCUACCCCUCCCUAACAUCCUUUAUAAAAAUAACCAUCUACGACGUUGCGCCUAAGAUUCUCCCCAUGUUUGAUAAAAACCUCGCAAAUUACGCAUUGGAACAUUUCAAAAGAGAUGGCAUACACAUCAAAACCGAACAUCACAUCGUAGGGUUGAGUAAAGGAUUACCCAAAAGUGGUAUUGAGGGAGAAGAUGGUGUUGAAAUCGAAAGAGGAUUCACACUCAAAUUGAAAGAAGAAGGGGAAGUGGGUGUGGGAAUGUGUGUUUGGAGUACGGGAUUGAUGAUGAAUCCUUUUAUUGAAAAAGCAUUGAGUUCCGUGCAUACAUUUCCUACUCAAUCCGCAACGGUCGCAUCGAGAUCGAGCGGUGAGGAGAAUAAGAUGGGUAUAGAGAAACCGGAGGAGAGAAAGUGGGAAUUGAAGAGGAGUUUGAAGACGGGUGGGUUGAUGGUGGAUAAUCAUUUUAGAGUCAUGUUGGCAAGUCGUGCUACUUCUUCAUCUUCAUCCUCAACGGAAGUUUCAUCGGAAGCGUCAACGCAACAAACCCAACAAGAAGCAACAAUGAAUGAUGUUUUUGCCUUGGGAGAUGUAGCAGUCUUGGGAAAUACGUCAUUACCGGCGACAGCACAAGUAGCAAAUCAGGAAGCGAAGUGGCUGGGGAAGAAACUUAAUGGAUUGGGGAAGGGGGAGAAGAUGAGUGUUAGUGGUGGGGCUGGGGAUGUGGAUGUGGAUAAGGGGUUUACGUUUAGGAAUAUGGGGGUUAUGACUUAUGUGGGGGGUAUGAAGGCGAUUAUGCAGACGGAUGGGAAGGGGGAGAUUAAGGGGUGA